Messenger RNA from Aspergillus nomiae NRRL 13137, 1653 nucleotides. Its product is annotated as HET domain-containing protein. The coding region runs from base 1 to 1653 and encodes 550 amino acids. The transcript is spliced from 2 exons. The record is from RefSeq and is a predicted model, not a curated record. NCBI's taxonomy places the organism in Eukaryota, Fungi, Ascomycota, Eurotiomycetes, Eurotiales, Aspergillaceae.
AUGACUUCUGAUACUUCAGCGUUUGCCCACACGGUGCUUCCAACAGACGCACACCAUAUUCGGCUUCUGAAGUUCGAAGACACGGCAUCAACGGAGUCUAUCAGACUUAGCUUAGGAGUGUACAAAUGCUCAGGCGAACCGGUAUACAAUGCUCUCUCCUAUGAGUGGGGGGAUGGCAGGGCAGAUCGAACAAUAUUCAUCAACAAUCGUCCAUUCCUCAUCCGCGACAACUUACAUCGCUUUCUGAGGAUUCUGGCUGGCAGUGAGCAGCGCAGUACCCCGUUCUUCGCGGACGCGAUCUGCAUAAAUCAAGAAGACAUUCCUGAGCGCAAUUUCCAAGUGCAGCACAUGGGCGAUUUAUAUCGUCAGGCCCAGCAGGUUCUAGUCUGGCUGGGACCUGGAGCCGCUGGGUCUGAUCUCAUUUUCGACAUAUGUGCAGAGGCAAAGCAAGAAGAAAUAGACCUGCAGGGCUCCAGCGGAAAGGCGCUUGAUAUGCUGUACCAGCGUUCUUACUGGACAAGGCUUUGGAUUAUCCAAGAGCUAUUCCUUGCACGGGAUGCGGUCAUCUUCUGUGGUUCCAAAUCUGCGCCUUGGUCGUCGUUCAGAAGGCUAACAACUGCCGCCAAAGGAGAAUUUGUUCUCGGGGGGUUCACUGGAAUGGAUAUACAACUUGGCAGUUCGUCCAUGGGGUUGCAUACAAGGAAAUUGCUCAGCUAUUUAAACAGGAAAGAUAGAGAGGACAGCAUCUUUAACGAGACGAUAGACAAAAUCGUGGUCAAGUUUGGGAAAGCUCAAUGUCGAGAUGUCCGCGAUCGUGUGUAUGGCCUGCUUGGGCUCGCCAGAAUGCCAGAGGACAGUCGGGGCCUUAGGAUUAUGGCCGAUUAUUCCGCGACGACAGUCAAUCUGUUCGUCCGGCUGCUCAGUAACAUGCCAUACAUCCUUCCAUUGAAUGAUACUGCACUAAAUAUUUUUAAUAUCCUACAACUGCACCAUGUCCAUGACUGUGCAUGGGACGUCGGCAUUCCGGACACAAUCUGUGAUCUCGGUUUCGAAGUCGGGCUCACACAUCUUGGACACAUUCGACAUGCGAACUCUCAAUCAUCGGUAUGCGACUGGUGUAAAUCCCAGAGCAAGAUGCAGAAACAGAAACACCCCACCUUUGAACUGGGUGAGCACCUUCAACAAGAGUUACGUGGAAAGGCCAUUUCAGAGUUUGUGGUAGACGCGAUACAGUGUAGUCUGGCUGCCCAUAACUGCGGUCCCCUGUUGUCCUUGGGGCCUUAUGACAGCUGCCUGACGGCCACGAAGCUCAAUGAGGGAGACGAACUGUUUCUGAUGGAAGGAACCAAUAUCGUGCUGAUUGAACACAAACGAAACGCAGAAGACGAGUCUGAUCAACCUGUCAUGGGAUUCACGCGAGGGGUACUCGCAGACACAAAAGAUGAAGAAAGCAUCCUACAAGCAGCAAAACUGCUGGAAAGUUGCUUGCCAUCUUUGCCUGCUCCAAGAGAGGUCCGCUUAGAGAAGGCACGCUGGGAAAUCCCGAGGUACCCAUUCGAUCUGCGCAACAUAGCAACUAUUAUGAUCAGCCGCUAUACGGGUCUAAAAGGUGGAAGAUGUUUAAUCGAUGGAGGAUCACAGGUACACUGGUAG